CGGCCCACUUGAAGUACGUCAAAGUAGGCUCCUUGUUUGUUAGUUGUUCACGUCUCAUGUUUUUUUUUCUUCUGUGCUUGGGGGAUUUCCAUGUCACUAAACUACAGAGUUUGACUUUUUUUUUCCUGGUCUAUGUGUCGGCUGAGUGACAGCGUACCGAAAAGACAUUGAAUUAUGAUACGCCAGUGUUGAAGACAAGACACUUUAAAUUGAGUCAGACUUUUUGUAGACACUCUGUGUGUCAUGUGAUGAUGUUGAAGUCAAUAAAAGCCUUGUGAAGUUUUUACGUUAUCUAUUAUUUGUUUCGCUGGAGCUGAGCUUCCUUAUACUUGUAAUAUCAAACAGAAAGAACUAGAUCUAUAUUUUUUAUUGAAAAUAUUCUACACAUGUCAAGUCCUUGUGGAUGGACUCAUCUCAUUCGUUGGAUAUUCUUACUUUGAUCUAGAAAACAUUGUACAGUCAAUAGUGUGACUCUUGAAGCUGUGUGCACUGCUACAAAAAGAAACAGAUCUUUAUUUCGGAAUCUAUUUAUCGGUGAUAAACGUGUUUAGUUAGACAUCACACAAACGAACUUAUUCAGAAGUGUGAUAUCAAGAUGCAUGAUACCAAAGUGUGUACUACUCAGGUGUGUGAUAUAAGAAGUAUUAGAGAGAUGUGUCAAGAUUACUGUAAGACUUCUGUCAGAGUGAGCAGAUCACUUGACUUCUUAAAACACGAACUGAGGUCACUACGUCAACAGGAUUUCACCUUACUGAAACAGCUGGUCGCCAUCCAAGACGUCAUCACAGAUAUUAAGCAACAACAUCAGCAGAAGAUAAUGCAGCCGGCAACUCUCCCAAGAACAGGAUCUCUUUCGACUCAGAGGUACCAGAUUGUCAAGUCUCUAGUAUACAGCCAGUCUAUGAGGCGUCUACCCAAAGAGGACUUCCAGGAGCCAGUACAACGUUCUGCUAGUUCUUGGCAACAAGAUUCUUUAGUUUUGUUGAGGUCUGGCUCAGGUUCACCCGAGCUCAGAUAUAGGAGACAUCAACAGAACUCACAAGUUCCUAGUCAUGAUUUGAAGCUGGAUGAAGCGGAGCCCCUCAAAAAACUCAGUGACUCCAAUUUAAAAAGAGAUUUAUCUCCUCUUCUUUAUGUGAAUGAAUGUGACAGAGAAAGUGUCGAUAUGGACAAUGGCUAUCGCUGUGAUACGUCUGUAUUCAAAACGGCUUUGAAGAACGCUGGUACGUUACGAAACUCAACAACUAGCAUAAAUACUCUUCAGUCUGAAAGAGACAGCGUGUAUGGCUCUGGUUUUGAUCUCCGCUCGUCUAGCGACAGCCUCCAUCCUGUCGAAUGGAACUCCUCGGCGCCUUUGUCCCCUGGUCACGCAUUAAGGGCCUCUAUUUCUAAUAAGACUGUUGUGUAACAAGGAAAUAUUGCAUAGGAUCCAAGGACUUGAGACUUAUGAAAGAGAUGCUACUCCCUCUUUACCAACAACGAGCACAGAACACAUGCUUAUCUCCCCUCCUAUGCCCUCAGUUGGUUAUAAUUAAUCGCUGCUUUUCUUUGUAAAACCAAAUGGAGUACACUUGGCUAAAAAUAUUUUUACAAAUGUUUUAUAAACAACAAACUUUAUAAGAAUCUUGUUUAAACAAAAUAAAAAUACAAUUUGUUUGUAUUGUAAAUAAAUGCUCUCUAUUCAUAAAGGUAAAGUGCAGAAAAAAUAUUUUGUUUUUAUAGGAUGUUGUCAGUGUUAACAACGUUUUACUUUAUGUAGGGAUAUAACAAUUUAUUAAUAGCUCAAUCUUGUCUUGUCUAGUGCAUCUGCUCAAAAUAAAUGAAAAAAACAA
This is a messenger RNA of Biomphalaria glabrata, 1832 nucleotides long. RefSeq lists its product as uncharacterized. The coding region runs from base 596 to 1408 and encodes 270 amino acids. Lineage: Eukaryota; Metazoa; Mollusca; Gastropoda; Planorbidae. The record is from RefSeq and is a predicted model, not a curated record. The transcript has 2 exons.